Messenger RNA from Coregonus clupeaformis (lake whitefish), 1475 nucleotides. RefSeq lists its product as uncharacterized. NCBI's taxonomy places the organism in Eukaryota, Metazoa, Chordata, Actinopteri, Salmoniformes, Salmonidae. The transcript has 8 exons. Bases 132 to 1142 code for a protein of 336 amino acids. Gene Ontology annotation, molecular function: oxidoreductase activity. The record is from RefSeq and is a predicted model, not a curated record.
CAGAGCCUUGCGUAAACUGCGUAACAUGUUUUGUAAUGUUUUUUUUAUUACAGUUGGCAGUAGUUAGCUAAACACACUCAGAGGCUGUGUUGUGUAAACCAUCUACACAGCAACUACAUCGCAAAGAAAGGAUGGCUCAAGUGCCCAAAAUUAGGCUGGCAGGGGGCUUGGAGAUCUGCCGCAUCCUGAACGGCAUGUGGCAGGUAUCAGGUGCUCAUGGUCCGGUGGAUCAUCCCAAAGCAGUGCAGGCGAUGCAAGCCUAUAUUGAUGCUGGCCUAACAACUUUUGACAUGGCAGAUAUCUAUGGACCAGCAGAGGAGAUUUUUGGACACUUCAACAGCCAGUGUGAUGCUGCACCACCCCUGCAGGGUUUGACCAAAUGGGUGCCACGACCUGGACCAAUGGACCGCAAGGUUGUGGAGAAGGCGUUGCAGCGUUCCAUGUCCCGUAUGCAGGUGGAUUCUCUGGACUGUGUGCAGUUCCACUGGUGGGACUACAGCGAUAAUAGAUACCUGCACGCCCUGGGGCACCUGUCUGAUCUGCAGCAGGAUGGCCUCAUACGAGAGCUGGCCCUCACCAACUUUGACACUCAGAGGCUUGAGGAGAUCACAGACAAAGGGAUCGGAAUCUCCAGUAACCAGGUGCAGUACUCUCUGAUCGACCAGCGGCCUGCUGCUAAGAUGGAGGCUGUCUGCCUGUCUCACGGCAUCCAGCUCCUUACCUAUGGAACUCUGGCCGGUGGUCUACUCUCAGAGCGCUAUCUGGGGAAGGCGGAGCCUACAAGCAGGGCGGAGCUCAACACCGCCUCCCUCAGUAAGUACAAGAAGGUGAUUGACGGCUGGGGAGGAUGGGGGCUGUUCCAGGAGCUGCUGGUUGCCUUGGACACGGUUGCCCAGGGCCACAGCUGCUCCAUCGCCAACGUGGCUACCCGCUAUGUUCUGGACCGGCCAGCGGUGGGCGGAGUCAUCGUGGGCUGUCGUCUCGGUGUUGCCGGGGCGGAACACAUCAAGGACAGCCUGCGCAGCUGCAGCCCAGAGUUGGAGCUCACAGCGCAAGACCUGCGCACCAUCGACAGCGUGCUGCAGCGCUCGCGUGACCUCAUGAGCCUCAUCGGAGAUUGUGGAGACGAGUACAGGAACUAGAGCAGAAUAGAAAAGAUGGACCAGAGCAUCUGGGUUGGAGGGAAGUAGAGAUAGGGUACUGGAGGAAGAACAUGUAAAUGUGUGAAUAUAUGUGUGUGUAUAGAUGGUGGGAAGUUAGAGGAUGGCAGGAGUAGAAGGAAAUGUGGCGGGAAGAGAAGGCGUGGGGGGCUGGAACUAGAAAUGGCAGAUUGGAGAGGCAUGAGGGAGAGUGAAUAGCAUGAACUAUGACAGAGCACACAGAUAUACAGCCUUUCACUUUUAUUUUGUAAAAUAAUGUCAACGUGUGAUAAAUGUUACCCUGUACCCAUGCAGUAUAAUAAAGAAUGUAAUGUA